AGGUUAUGAGGCCGAGGCGUGAUCCGUGGGUGCUGCACAGCCAGUGCAGCUCCGAGCAGCUCCGAGUAGCUUCGAGAUAUACGCAGAAGGAUGGAUCGCGGCGUGAGAAACGUGGAUGUGACAGCGACGGGCGUCUACCGGGGGUGAGGAGAGAUGAGAAAUUAGGGCGAUCGGCGCUUCCCGAGGUCGGUGCAGCAUCCUCGAGAGUCCGUUACGGACGAAGAUGAAUCUCUUGCCGCUCGGCGAGUUAGCGAGUGUACUCGAGAGGCCGCUCGGCGUUCCGAGAUAUUAUCCCCAGCCGAGCGCUGCGUCUACUCGCGACAAGUCAGAACACGAAUGAUGAGAAUUAACUCGACUAAGAUGACCACUCCGAUCGAGGAGAAGAUCGACCAGAAGCUGAAGGUCCGGACUGGUAUGGUCACGGUCAGCGAUGGCAAGAUCAAACCGAUCCCAAUGCGUUUGCAUCUGUCUAUGGAAGUUUUGAAACUUCAGAGAGAAGACUUAGAGGCUGCGAAUCAUAAUAAACCACCUUUGGAUGCGAAAGAAAGAAUGGUCCAAAUUACGCGGCAGAAAGUAGGUGGUUUGGGGUUGAGCAUAAAGGGAGGAGCCGAACAUAAGCUUCCGGUGCUGAUAUCAAGAAUAUAUAAAGGCCAGGCUGCUGAUCAAUGCGGUCAACUUUUUGUCGGGGAUGCAAUAAUUAAAGUCAAUGGAGAGUACAUUACUGCGUGCAAUCAUGAUGAUGCUGUUAACAUUCUGAGAAAUGCUGGAGAUUUGGUAGUUUUGACCGUGAAGCACUAUCGAGCGGCGAAACCAUUUUUACAAAAAAGUGAAAAGGAAGAAAAAUUAGACAAUGUUGCUAAUGGUGGGGAAACAGAUGAUGGAUGGAUUUCGCCGAGCAGACAACCUGGCAGUCCUAAAUGCAGUCAUAGCAGACAAAAUUCUAAUGCAUCGUCGAGCUCUGCACAGUUUAAGAAAUGGAUCGAUGUUGUCACAGUGCCCUUGAUGAUGGCUUACGUAACAAGGUACAUAUUUGGGACGGAUAAGCUUCGUCGAAAUGCCUUCGAAGUUAGAGGAUUGAACGGGGCACGAACUGGGGUGAUUCACUGCGACGAUAGUGCUAUUCUCAGUCAAUGGUUGAAAUAUAUCACGGAUAAUAUCACAGGCUUAACUCAUUUACAGAUGAAGCUAUAUAACCGGAAUUUUGGAGUGGGAGAACGCAUCGAGUACAUGGGAUGGGUGAACGAGGCUGUCAGUAACAGUAAUCAACCAUGGCAGAGCUACAGACCUCGGUUUCUGGCACUUAAAGGUCCUGACUUGUUGCUGUUCGAAACCCCACCAUGCAAUAUCGGUGACUGGUCACGAUGCGCACUGACGUUUAAGGUUUAUCAGACGAUGUUUCGCGUGAUGCGGGAAUCCGAGAACGUAGAUGAAAGGCAGCAUUGUUUCCUGGCACAGAGUCCAGGUAAACCGCCACGCUAUUUAAGCGUUGAAACACGGCAAGAACUUUUAAGAGUCGAGGCCGCAUGGCAUACCGCAGUUUGUUCCGCUGUCACUCACCUGAAGAGUAAAACCUUCCCCGUCACCUUUAACGGCAGAGCCGCAGGCUUGACCCUAGAAUGGACGCAAGGUUUUACCCUCUCUUAUGAGAAUGCUGGAGAUACUAUCUGGCGAUACAAGUUUUCUCAACUCCGUGGCUCCAGCGACGACGGGAAGAGCAGACUCAAGCUGCAUUUUCAAGAGCCAGACAGUAUUGCCAUCGAAACUAAGGAAUUGGAAUGCUCCCAGCUGCAGAACCUACUGUUCUGUAUGCACGCCUUUUUGACCGCAAAAGUUGCCGCGGUUGAUCCAACGUUCUUGACAUCAACGACACCGUAAGAACUGCGUCGCUGGGAGUACACCUGUAGGUACCGUGCAAUUUCUUUUUUAAUCGCGUAGAGUUCGAGUGACUCUUGAUGCUGUUGGAACAUUAAAUUAUCAGGGAACGUCGUAUAGUUCUCCGCAAAGAUAUCAGCCUGAUGACGUCGACGAAUUCAGACGUACCACAGACCUCCGGUCCACUGCGAAAGACAGAUGUCACGGAAACAAUUAAUCCCGGGUGACUUCUCUGUUAGGGAGGGACAUUACCCGGUCAGUGAACGAAAUUUACGCUUUUCUACAAAUUGGACUAUCGACAAUCACUGAGUUUGCCAUUAGUGUACGAUCAUUUCUGUCCAAAUGGAGUUCCAGGGUACGUCUGAAUUCGGCGCUUCGACAAACUCAAAUUAUUAGGAAUGGAACAUUGUCUAGGUGCGAUCGUGGUUCCGUUUACGUUGGGAAUCUCAAUCCGCACGGAAAGGUGGCGUCGAAAUCGCGAAAACGAUUUUGAGGGCGGUUACUCACUUUACGAGCCGAAGGAAGAAAUUGAACCGUGCGCCGCGUUAAACUCGAGAAACAAGAGACAACUAGUCAGUUUUCCAAAAAUGGUUUGGACACUUUUAUAGAAAAGUAGAUUAUAACGAAAUGCGUAAUCCUUCCAGCUCAAUUGCAGCGAUGAACGUCGCGUUUACGGAGAAGCAUAUCGAUCCAGGAUCGGAAUUAGAGCCCGGACCUCUCCGUCGUAGGACAUUUAUUAUCUGGAAAUGGGAAUAAUAAGGCAAUAGCGUUAACGUUUGUACGCGAUAUUUUUUCAGUGAAUAACCAUGACGACUUCUGGCUUGUAAAUUAGUAUCGGGGGGAACAGAGGGGCGACAUCGGACGCCCUCGUUUCUUUGAAAACGUUCGAUGGCUUCGGCUUUUACUCGUAUAUCGUUCUUUGAGCUUGGAAGGAUUAAUCGCAUCGAAAGCUUACGGCCGUACCGUAGUAAGCUGGGAAUUGCAUAAUGUUUUGGCAAAUCGAGUACAGGGACUUCGUCACCUACAUCAGAAGUCGAUAAUGCCUUUAGAUGGAUUCUUUCGACGCAACGUUUGUGUUCAUUUCGGUUCUGCCUAACGUCAACGAGUUAAUUGUAAAUCAUGUCUGUGCCUCAGUCGGUUUUAAGGUAUUUCCGUUUCCGUUUAAUGGAACGAUUCCGAAUCUCCUGUUUCUCUUUCGACGGUGGUCGGUGCGCUCGCCUUUCCUUUCCGCAUGGUCUUCGAAUCUCGUAUGCGAAUCGCGUUAUCUUUUGAGCAUUGAAUUUCGUACCGUAGACAUAUAUCCGGUGCCUUGUCGGAGAAUCAGUCGAUCAGUAUACAGAAGAAGUGUCCACGUUUAGCAGCGACUGCUUAAGCUUUGACGAAAGUGCUCAAUCGAACGAAUAUGGAAUUUUUAUCGCGAGCGCACACCUCUUCCUUUUCCUCAAUCCAGCGAAAUUUUCAGCAACAAGCUACUUUAUUAAAGCCAGUAUUAACCUGUCAAUAAGAAAUCACGUCGCAGCUAUAGUCAGAGCAAUAAACACUGUUGUAUAGUCCGACCAUGGUGGCUACCUGGUUAAUUAUCUAAUUAGUAUUCGAGGUACUUUGCGAUGGGGGACUCUAGUUAGCGUGAAACGACAAAUGUUACCACUAAGUAUAUGUUAUAUCCUACCUUUAAGUGACACCGCGCAAUUGGUUCUCCUUCUUGCUUUACUAUACAUGUAUAUAUACAUAUACAAGAACGGAGUAAACGACAAGGAAGGAACGAGAGAGAUUGAAAUUGACUUGUUUAGCUUAAUGCUUACGUUUCUAAUGAAGAUUAUCCAUAAGAUAUGAAAUGUGGAUUUAUGUCGUCGAAUUUCUCGCGGGGGGUCGCAAUUUACUCGUUGCGAGUAUUUGUUUGGACUUUAUGUUAAGCAGGGGGCAAGAGGGGGGUAUACAAGGUACGGGAAUUGUAUGGCCGGUUAUCAUGUCGCUAAGCUAUUCCUAGUUUUGUCAGAAUUUACGCUUCUACUUGUUUCCUCUUCAUCUUCGACUCUCUUCUUCUCUCUGUACUUUGAAGAUCCUUCGACUACUCGUAGAAAGUGCCUAUACCGUAUCGUAGAUGACAAGGAAUCCGCUUUAUUUUAGCUCAUGGCUAUUACGGACGAUGUACGUACUACUUUUUCUAGUCCAACCUCUUCAGGAAGUUGCCAUGGUCACUGUGUAAUGAGUAGAGUACUCUUGGAUCGGUGCGGAAGCUCAUCGUUGUACGCACGAGAGCCGGUCUCGACCCUCCUAAGUUUUGCUCUUCUUCCAGUUAUGUCUCGAGUAAAAAGCUCCGGGUAAUAAAGGUGAGCUUUCGCACACCUUGGAAUAAUUAUCCAACCGGGAUUCAACGAGAUAGAGAUCCGUAAGAAUGCGUGCGUGCGUGGAUGCGUUACCGAGUGAUAGCGCUAUAGGAAAUUAAGAGACACUCGCGACCGGAUGUAAUUGCAGAAAUUCCGAGAUAUCGAUAUCCACCUGCAAUUUUAUCCGCACCUUAAACUCACCGCUACCGCUUUUUCUGGGAUUACACCCGGUUCGGUUAUCAAGGACUGCACAAUUAUAUUGUAUACAUAUGUUGUAGCUAUAUACAUAUAUAUAUAUAUAUAUAUAUAUUUACGGAAUGAAGCUGGGAUAAUUAAUUUUAACGAGGAUUAUGCUUCGGGCCAUUACCAGGAACCAAAAUAUUCAGUGUUGAGCUAUUAAGUUAAGUUUAAGGUAACGAUGGCGAGAGGUCUAAGGAGACGUGGUUGGGAAAAGGCUUGUUUCGCGCAAAUUCAUCGGUUUAUCGACGACCAACCCGUCGUUGCAGUCUUUCCUCCUCUUUUAGCUCGUUCCGUCUCCUAGGUAGACACGUAGGAUAUAGUUGUACAUAAUUCAAACUUGCCGAUAACUCCACGAAGCUUUCUCGAGUCCGAUGUCCCCGAGCGUGAUCGACUAAAAAAAAAAGUGUCACUCGCUGCCGUGGAAUUAUUAAAAAGUAAAAGAUAAAGAAAUGGCAUAACAAGGAAUGGAAACCCUGAAAAACGCUUCGUCUCGUCGGGGUCGUCGAGCUUCCGGCUUGAAAAGCUGGAACCGAUAUAUAUAUAUAUAUCAUCGAGGUCUUACAUUUCGAAAUAUAGUUUAUCUGUUAUAAUGUCUAUUCCCCCCAUUGACAAUAUGUUUCAAAAUAUAUCAUUGUUAGCAGUUACAAAUUCGUUGCCUGUUAUUCUGUAAGCCUUCGGGGUCUCGGCCUCCGUUCGGAAUAAUCAGAGGGGAUCCGGAAAGCUGCGGAGUGCUUUUAGACGAGAUAAGCCUAAGGAGAGACGAACGGAAGAGAAUGAAAAAGGAGCAAUAAAGGGCCAAUGUAGAGAGAA
Molecule: messenger RNA, 5249 nt
Organism: Orussus abietinus
Lineage: Eukaryota; Metazoa; Arthropoda; Insecta; Hymenoptera; Orussidae
Gene: Syn2
Product: gamma-1-syntrophin
Exons: 10
Coding region: 337-1875 (512 amino acids)
Cellular component (GO): dystrophin-associated glycoprotein complex; intracellular anatomical structure
Molecular function (GO): structural molecule activity; protein binding
Source: RefSeq, a predicted model, not a curated record